Saprolegnia parasitica CBS 223.65 is the source of this 1338-nucleotide messenger RNA. Its product is annotated as TKL protein kinase. The transcript has 4 exons. NCBI's taxonomy places the organism in Eukaryota, Oomycota, Saprolegniomycetes, Saprolegniales, Saprolegniaceae. Gene Ontology annotation, biological process: protein phosphorylation. Bases 124 to 1257 code for a protein of 377 amino acids. Gene Ontology annotation, molecular function: protein kinase activity; ATP binding. The record is from RefSeq and is a predicted model, not a curated record.
CUGCGCCACCGCCAACUCCCGCACCUUAUCUACAAAUUCGUCCACCAAUUCGCGCCAGACGAGCCAGCGACUGCGAUCAUCACACAGGAGCGUCUCGGUGGCGGCAGCUACGGCGACGUACACAUGGGCAUGUACAAGAACAAGCGCGUCGCGAUCAAGUCGGCCAAGAACCGUCACGCCGUUCGCGAUCUUCUCGCUGAAAUCGACGCCAUUCAAACGUGCAACUCGCCGUACUUGAUCGAGCUUAUCGCGGCCUCGGAGCAGUACAGUGACUACCCCAAGCUCCCCAAGCUCGUGCUCGAGUACAUGGACGGUGGCGACCUCCACCAGUACCUCGACAAGAAGCGCAAGGGCGAGCCCGUUCCGUUCGACUACUCGACGCUCGAUAUUGCGUGGGUCAUUGCCAACGCUUUGGCCGACCUCCACCGGAAUGGCUUUAUGCACCGCGACCUCAAGAGCCGCAACGUGCUUCUCUCGUCCACAAACUACAUCAAGGUGGCCGACUUUGGCCUCACGAGAGAAAUCGACCCAAACAUGACGGUUGGGGCUGGUACGUGUGCGUGGAUCGCACCCGAAGUGUUUGGCGAGAGCGGCUCGUACGACUAUGCGGCCGACAUUUACUCGUUCGGCGUCAUUUUGACGGAGCUCGAGACGCUCCAGGAGCCGUAUGCAGGCAUGACCCGCUACGACAUUACUGCUGGCGUUCGCAGCGGCCGGUUGCGUCCGUCGGUGAGCUCCAACUGCGCGCCGUGGUUCAAGGAGCUCGUUGACGACUGCUUGUCGUUCGACCCAACGAAGCGCCCGACCCCCAUUGCGAUCAUCGACAGUCUCUUGCUGCAGAAGAGCACCGACCUACUGCAGAAGCCGUUGAGCAGCCGCGAAGGCACGUCGAUGGCCUUGACCCACUCGGGCAGCAGCAGCUCCACCUCGUCCAUGUCGUCGUCCUCGUCCCGGGCGAUGUCCAGUCGUAUACCGUGUCCAGUGUGCAAGACGCGCCACGCUGCAUCUCUCGAGCGCUGCAGCAAGUGCGGCGAAAUGCUGCCGGACGCAUCGGCCAAGCUCACGCUCUUGCUCAAGCGCGCCGAGGUGGCCAAUGCCAAGGGCUUCUCGGUCGACCUCUCAAUCGAAUGCGACUGCGAGACGACCAACGCGAUGACGGCGGCGACGUGCUCCUAUUGCGGCAGGAAGCUUCCGAACGACGCGGAGAAGCUGCGCAUCCUCGUGCGUCGCUUGGACCUCGCGAUCAGCGCCGCGUAAGCUGCACCCGAGGGGUCUUUCUUGGCUCCAUUCCGAGGACUCUUUUCCAUUUCCAUCUCUUCCAAAUAGUACGUUUUUGCC